Molecule: messenger RNA, 2814 nt
Organism: Rhineura floridana
Lineage: Eukaryota; Metazoa; Chordata; Lepidosauria; Squamata; Rhineuridae
Gene: JPT2
Product: Jupiter microtubule associated homolog 2
Exons: 5
Coding region: 191-766 (191 amino acids)
Cellular component (GO): nucleus
Source: RefSeq, a predicted model, not a curated record
CCCCUCCGCGCUAUUUGGGCGGAUCACCGAGUCAUGGUUGGUUGAGGAUGGAAUGAGCUGCGGUUUCAUCGACCAAUCAGCUUCUAACACCGUCCGAGCGCCCGCCUGAGGAAAUCUCCGGCGCGGAGCUAAUGGAACAGCCCGUUGCUUAGCAUCCGUUAGGCCGUCAGUCGCCGUUGUUGGCCUCGCCAUGUUUCAGGGUCCCGAGACCGACUUGGCGAAACCCAGCUCAAGGGUACUGAAACCUCCUGGAGGAAGCUCCAGCAAUCUCUUUGGGAGCCCAGAAGAAGCCGCCUCCUCUUUCAGGCCGCACAGAAUGGCAUCAAACAUAUUUGGAGGAGCUGAAGAAACUCAGCACUUUCCAAAGAGAACAAACCCUCCAGGUGGGAAGGACAGUGGAAUAUUUGAGGACCAUAAACCUAACCCUUCUCGUCAACUUACAAAUCCACCUGGUGGAAAAGCAAGCAAUAUUUUUGGGUCUCCACAGCCUGUCGGCAUUGUCAAAGCUCAUCCAAACAAACCCAAGGAUCAUGUUGUUAUUUUGACUGAUAGAGGGGAUGCACCUCAAGAACUAAAACCAAAAGGUACAGACAACCAAAGAGCAAAGGUGGAAGACACAAAUGAAAAGAGAGAACCGCAGAAGGAGAGCAUCAAAGAGCCUGGACCCAAAAUGGAUGAUCACGAACCCAGGCUUGGGCCGCGGCCACGCUCGCACAACAAAGUCCUCAACCCUCCUGGGGGCAAAUCCAGUAUUGCCUUCUAUUAAGGAAAGCUGCUCUUUUCUCUUCCUUCUCUCCCUGCCCCCAAUGGAGUCAGCUCAGAAACAUCUUCCACGCAUUCAAGGUCAGAACCAAAAGUCUAGCCUUCUAGUGUUUGAAGGAGGCACUUAGUGGUUUGGCUUAAUCAGUAUGUAGCAUAAGUUAGCUUGAGCUUCUCUGGUUUUUAAAGUUGCAAAGCAGACUCUUGAGAGAACCCUGAGUCUAUGCACUUCUGUUGCUUUCUGAAUAUGGUUAAGGAAGACCUCCUAUUGAAGGCAGAACAUUGCUUUCUUGUUGCUCAGAUUAGGUAGCAUAGCCUUGAGGGAAUUUAAUUUGUGCUAGCUAAGGAGGGAGGCUAACCAAAACUCUUGACUAUCUGUCUGAACUGUGAACUAGAGCUGUCCCUUUUUCAUCUUGUAAAAAGCUUAGGUGAGGUAGAACCUUACUAAGGAAGCAGAUCCUCUUCUGGAGAUGAACUGUAGUCAAAAUGAACCAUGCAAGAAGUAAUUUUUGGAACACCCUUCAAAGGCUGUUUGGCUAAUUAAGGAGGAUGCAAGUUGAAUGACAAGAGAAGACAUUUGCAAUUAUGGACAGCACAGAAUGGUCUGCUGAAAACUCCACCAAACCACUCUUGUCUAUGAUCAGACCUUGAAUCCUGUCUGAUGAGAUGGUUAAGAAGGUAGUGUUCCACCACGUCACUAGCCACCAACCAGAAGCUGUUUGUGCUCACAGGUUCUGACCUCCACAGGCCUCUUGACUACCUCUGCCCUACAAAAGCGUCUGCUCUUGUCUAAUUCUCUGCUGACUCUGUUUGCCUUCCCUCCUUAUUGGCCACUUCUUCCUAUAUUUUGGAUAGAUUUUCCAAACCCUCUCCCCCAGAGACAGCACCUUUACUUUUAACUAUGCUGAGUGAGGCUGCAGCUGCUGUGCUGCCCACCCCAUCCUUCUAGUUCUCUUGUGCUCUCCCUCCCCCCCCCCAUUUUGGAAUUAAGAUUCCUGGCCUAUAGUAGGCAGAGGAGAACCUGAAGAAAUUGUGCUGAAGCUGCGGCCCUGGUCACUGGACUUGAAGGUACCAGUAGUAUCUUGGUAACCCUAUCUGAAGGCAUGGACUACCCCACCUGAUGCAAUGUUUGCAUUGUAGUUGCCUUGACACUUUUGUUUCUCUCUCUCGACUGGGAAUGGUUCCAGAAGUUUUGCAGUAGAAUAUUCUCCUGGUGCACAGACUUUUAUUUUUUGCAAUAACUUGUUAUUGUUUCCUGAAAUCACAGUAUAUGGGUCUAGGGGUGGGUGGGUUUUAAAUUUCAUGUAUUUCAUAGGAUGGAUGCCUGAUUAGCUGUAUUUUAGGGCUUAAUUAUUUGUCAACAUCAAGUGCUUAGACUGCAGUGGCUUGCCUUUUUAACUCCAUUGUAUGUAGGAGUUCCUCAGGCAUGCCAAAGAACUUAGUGGCCUUUCUUGCCCAGUGGCUCCACGUGCCAGCACCCCCCCACACACACUUUACUGCAGAAUGGUUCUGAGGAACAAGCUCUAUGCUAGAUGUUGAAAGUAACUUGGAGUUCUGUCCAAGCUGGUUGAUGAUUGUUUCUUUUGAUUAAAAAGUAACUUCUGCUGCGGGAGAAUAAUUCUUCAUUGCCAAUCACUUUGCUUGUAACAAGUGCCCCCCCCCCAAAUGCAGUGGAACAGUGAUUAAGAAAGUUUGGGUGUAGUGUGCACACUGAGCCUUGUGAUGUAUUUAUUCUUAAAAGGAGCAAUAUAGGAACAUUUGGCCAAAACUUGCUUCUCUGAUGCCAUUUGCAUUGUUUUGGACUUCCUCUUGGACAACCUGGCAAUGAAGUAUUAAAAGGUGCAUUUAUACCAGUGCCUCUUUUUGAUAGCAGUUUACCAGCUAAGCCUUAAAAUGCUUUGUGUGCCAUUUUUUUUCCUCAAGGGGUGGCUGGGGAGUACACUAUGUAUCCAGAAAGGGUACUUUUCUUUUUUAAAAUAAAAAGGGAGUCAAUGAAUACUCGAAAUGUGUUUUAAUCAUGUACUGCUCAAUAAACAGCUGCAGUUUUUCAGUUCA